AUCACGUCCCUUCUAAAGAUAAUAUUUCCCUCCCAAAACCCUCGCUCCCCCGCUCUCGCCCCUUCCCCAAAACCCCGAUUCUCGUCGUUCAUCUUCAAUCUGGAGGUAAAUCUUGUGUUUCUGGUUGAGUUGUGUCUUUAAGGACUGAUGACCGAGGGCAAUAAACGACAUGUUUUGGGUGAUUUAACCAACAAACGGAAGAGGCCUCCCCAGAUAGUCUUAGAUAAAUUUGAAAACCAGUACAAAUUUGGUAGGUUGGGAGAAAUGGAUGCAAUAGGUGCCACUUCUGGGAGUUGCAGCCAAGUAGAGAAGGAAAUUUUGACCAAAGGAAAGGAGAAAGUUGGUAGUAUGCUGGCAAACCAUAGAAUUGCUGAGAAUGUAGGCAGGAAAUUUUCCCUUUUCUUUAAUUCUUCUAAGAACCAUGGACCUCUGUUUCCGCAGACUAUGAAAGAGAAUUUAAGCUUGGAUCUGUCACAGUCUAGUAAGGUGUCUGAAGAUGCCCCUUGUUCGUUAACUCCUGAGUUGUUGCCUGGGAGAAGUGGUAAUGCAGCACAUACUGGCAAGUCUAGUUAUAGCUGUUUUUCUCAUGGAUGUUUGCAUGAUCAACACAAUAAAUCAGAAGAUUCUUCACCUCUUUCAGAAGACUACUCACAAAAAUCUGAAGAACUCCAAGAGGACUAUGAAACAGAUAAUGCUGAUUUUUCCAAACAUGCCAUGAAGAACUUAAGGGAGGACAUGAAGUCUUUCCCUUUGAAUCAUACUGAUUCUGAUCUCAGUCAAAUGAAGGUGCAUGGUGUUGUUGAGGAUGAUGACGAGGAUGAUGAUGAGGAUGAUGAGCUUUUGACCCAGGAUUUGCUGGGAAAAUCUUUUUCAAGGAGUUGCUUAAGGCCAUCUGAAUUUGAUGCAGGAAACUUAGCAGGGCUCAAUGAUGUGCAUGACACAUCUAACAUUGAUGCUGUUGUCAAAGUUCAAGAUAAUAUAGGGUUUGAAAAUAGUUGUUCGUGUUCGUUCUGUUUGAAAGCUGCUUAUAUGUGGAUGGAUCUUCAUUAUCAGGAUGCGAGAGGCCGACUUUCUGCUCUGAAGAAAAGCAGGAGAUAUGCAAAAUCUAUAGAUCAAAGAUUUCCCAGUCAUGACUUCAUUGCCAAACUAGAUCAAGAUAACUCUGAUUUGUCCAAUAAACUGGAGUUUGAUCUCAUGCAACAUUGGAGAUCACUGUUUGUUCACACAGAGAACAUCCUUACUGUUGAAAGUACACAGAUUAGUGCCAACAUUCAGACAUAUGAUCAAGCCAGUCUUCUGAAGUUAAAAGAUCUGAAGGAAAAAUGCAGGAAAGAUCUCGAAAUGGUCAGCGUUGCUUCAGAUAGAAAGUAGAAUAUAUACUUCAGUUAUGAGUGGCCUAGUGAAUAUUUGUCCUCCAGAUGUAAGUUUAAAUGUUUGAAGUGUGCUGAGUGAGCCAAGAAGCAAAGGUGGCCUUCACGACUGUCAUUUCCAGAUUGUACUUGCAUUUGUUUGUCCUUCGCUACCAGUUACUUAAAGUCGGCAAUGGUCGCUGCCAAGAUUCAGGAAUGGCCAAUUCUGGCAUCAAUUA
Molecule: messenger RNA, 1588 nt
Organism: Dioscorea cayenensis subsp. rotundata (Guinea yam)
Lineage: Eukaryota; Viridiplantae; Streptophyta; Magnoliopsida; Dioscoreales; Dioscoreaceae
Exons: 6
Coding region: 148-1371 (407 amino acids)
Source: RefSeq, a predicted model, not a curated record